UUGAAAUAUACUCAAAUUCCAUAAAACACCACUGGAAUGCGUUGACCUUACACUUGAGUUUCUCUAUUGGUUUUGUUUUAAUAGUUGCUGCAACACAAAACACGGUUUAUUAUAACACAACACAAACACGUAAAACAAUAUGAAGACAAUGCAUUUGAUUGCACCUCCCGCAACCUCCGAUAAGUUGGAAAAUGUUUCCGAGACUGAGUUCGUUAGUUUCAAUGAAGAAGAGGAGGAAUGUGCCCACUGGCCUUUGGCGGUUCAAUUGUCCAGAACCACUAUGCAGCUGAUCGAUUACAAGAUGUUCAUUGCGGCUCGUCGCAUCCAAUCCUUUUGGCGUGGCCACCGCGUCCGAAAGCUGAUCCACCAGCGCUGGAAGGCGGCAGUUACCAUCCAGCGCUGGUGGCGUGGCUUUCGGGUUCGGAGGACACUGUGGAAACACCUGGAGCAGCGACUGCAGGACACGGUCCUCGGGCAUUUUCACCGGGCGGCCGUCCGCAUCCAGGCUCUGUUUCGUGGGUGGCGGGCCAGGAGGACCAUCCACGAUGUGCAAAACCUGCGCCGCAUGCAAGCCACAGCCGCCGAGGACCUGGUCAACUGCGUGAUCCUCCAGCUGCACCACAUUAAGAAAACCGAAUCCUUGCCAGGACUCUUUUCACUGCGGGACUCAGUCAUCCUCUCCAGGGUCGACAAACUGAUUACCACCAUGAUGUUUCGCUUCCACAAUGGUCGUGUGCUGUCGAUAGUAGCCAACAAGAUGUCCCAAAGGGAGGAGCACCGAAGGAACUUCGAAGAUGGCCGGUUCUAUAAUCCAUUCCCCUAUGCCGGACCCAACUUCAACGAGCUAUGUCAUGUUGUGGACGAGGGCAAAGUGGUUACCAAGGACUUGACCGCUGAUCUGCGCUUUGCCGGAAUUGUCGCCAAGUUCGAGGAGUCUCACCGGGAAGAACACUUAAGAGAAACCCAUCGUCGUUUUGAUACCCGCAAAAUUCAAGAGCAAUUAGACAACAUCAAUGCCCAAGAAGUACAUUCUCAGCGUAAAUUCUGUGCGGACGUUAUAGAAAGCAUGCGCAAAUGGUCGAUCUGGAGUGGAGCCAAUGUUAAUGCUAAACAAAAUAUUUUUCAAAGCCCAGCCGAGGUGGACAGAUUUUUUAACAGGGCGAAACAUAUUAUGAGUGACUACAAUAUAAUAGCCGCAGAGGACCUUGUAAAUUUAGAAGGCUUUCAAGAAGAUUUCUUCAGAUAAAUUCAAAGUUAAACAGAUCUUUGUACACACAACAAAAGAACCCAAGAUUGUUUUGUACAAAAUAAAUUUAAUUUCUAUUGGUUUCACAA
Molecule: messenger RNA, 1335 nt
Organism: Drosophila biarmipes
Lineage: Eukaryota; Metazoa; Arthropoda; Insecta; Diptera; Drosophilidae
Exons: 5
Coding region: 140-1246 (368 amino acids)
Biological process (GO): spindle organization; mitotic cell cycle; establishment of meiotic spindle localization
Cellular component (GO): spindle pole
Molecular function (GO): protein binding
Source: RefSeq, a predicted model, not a curated record